This is a messenger RNA of Toxotes jaculatrix (banded archerfish), 1445 nucleotides long. It is a transcript of the gene cd28, whose product is annotated as CD28 molecule. The transcript has 6 exons. The record is from RefSeq and is a predicted model, not a curated record. The coding region runs from base 141 to 887 and encodes 248 amino acids. Lineage: Eukaryota; Metazoa; Chordata; Actinopteri; Toxotidae. Gene Ontology annotation, biological process: regulation of T cell proliferation; T cell receptor signaling pathway. Gene Ontology annotation, cellular component: external side of plasma membrane.
GAAUCAUCUAGACUUGUUCUUUUCAGCUUUCCUGCAGAAGAUUCAGUGGCUCAAACGUCUCGCCUCUCUUUACCGGCAAAACACAUCAUCAUUUCCUGUGCUGGCACACAGUUUCCAUUGAGAGCAGUUGACUAUAAAAGAUGGUCCUGACAAACUGUAUGAUGGGAUUGACCGUAUUGACAGUCCUCAGCCUCUGCCUGCCUGUGUGGAGUGCUGUGAAGGUGACCCAGCCCUACAGAGUGGUGAGCAUAAAUGGCACAGCUCAGGUCCAGUGCUUCAUCCAUCCUCAACCCUUCUACGACCAGAUCCAACACUCCCAUGACCAAAACCCUCCAUACCCUUUCCCUGUCCCUGAGGAGGUCCAUGUGAUUCUGCUGAAAGGCCUCUACGGCACCCAGGAACUCUGCUCGCACACCAUCAACUUAACGGAGCACAGAGAGACAAGUGUGGAGAGUAAUGGAGAGUCGCAGUGCUCUGCUACAUUGAGAGAGGGCGCCGUGGAGGUGACCGUGUCCGGACUGAAAGCCACAGACACAGAUAUAUAUCGCUGUGAGAUAGGGGUGAUCUACCCACCUCCGUACCUGCGGCUCACCGGCAACGGCACACUCAUUCAUGUCAUAGAGAGCUCAGACUGUCCUCUGCAGGGUGCUCGGACAGAUAUUGCGCACCAGGGUGAUGAUGAAGAGAACGAUGAGGGUGAUGAGAAGAUGGCGCCAGUCAGUUUUCCUGUGAUUGUACUGGUGAUAAUGAUUAUGCUUGUCCUCCUCAUCAUCAUCUACUUCCAGACUGUCCAGUGUGUUCGAGGGAAGAGGGAGAUCAUCAGAGCAGUGCCUGGUGGGCCCUACAAGGUGGAUGCUGUUCCAUUUUCAUGUAAAACCGUCGUAUGAAAAACAUACGAGUGCGGAGGCCAAAGCACCACUGUAUCUGCCCAGAAGCAUUAGAAUACACUGGAUUCUGAAUGUAGAGUUAAAACAGUGGUAGGGUCAGUGUUGGCCAUUUAUUAAACAUCACCUCAGUUAUAAUUGAGGUUUUUCUUUCUUUCUUUUCUUUUUUUUUUUUUUUAAUCCAAAGCUACAGAAAAACACCAAAAGGACAUUUGGGUGUCUGUGCAUAUUUUAUUUAUUAAGUAUGAAAAUACUGUUUACAUUGUUGUAAACUCAAAUUUUAUUAAAAAGCAGUAGCUUUGAUUGUAUUUUCACUGAAUUGAAUUGUUGAGACACCUGUAUUUGCGCUUACUGUAACUGCAGCUGGGAAGGCUUGACAUUUUAUUAGAAACAGAAUCACUUAGCUCCAGCUAAGAAAAUGCUAUAUUUGAAAUCAUUAGGGUGCAUUAUGGUGUAUUGAUAGUUAUGUUUCUGUGUCCUUAUGUCUGUAUUUUUGUUGCAAUUGCAAUGUUCAGCAAAUAUUCAUGUUGGAUAUUUUCUUCAAGUAAAGUUGCUUUAAAC